UUCAGUAAACAUUGGAAUGAAAAAGUUGUACAAAAUAAAAAUAUUCUGAAAAAAAUGUUCAAAUUAGAAGACCUGCACGAGUAUGCCUGUUCACACGUCAAUCUCUACUUCAAUAUUUGCUCAAAAUUCAAAAGUAACGUCAACGUAUGGAGGAUCCCGUUUAAAGGCAAAAUAAUGGAUUUGUUCUUCAAUUGCCAUGACACAUUAAGUUGCUCGGAUACAUUUAUUGUCAUUUAUUGGAUAACUUUGAUUCUUGGACUAAUUGGAAUAUUUGAAGCAUGUAAGGAGAUGAUCAUAAUAUUCAAUGAUGAAAACUACGAACCUAUGACAUUUGGUCAACGAAGCUAUGAAUUUAUAGGUGUAAGGCAACGUCGUCGUGCAAGAAUCUGUGGAUUAUCAUUAAAUAUAAAACUAUUUUUUGGCUUAAUUUACGGAUUAAUUAAGCUCCGCACUAGUCACAUUCUUCCCUGGAUUGCUGUUUAUGGAUUUAUCAUAGCUAUUGAAAUAUUCUACUGGAUCUGCGACACAUACACAAACAGAAGGGUGAAACUGGCACCAAUUCGAUCUCUUGUCAUCUUGAUUGUCAGAUGGUUGUUGACAAUUCAUAUCAUGCUCGUGAUUAAUGCAAUAAAAGCAAAAGGAAUGAUCUAAUGAUAAAGGAACUGACUUGUUUUAUUUCUAUUUGCAGGUGCUGAGAAUUUUUU
This is a messenger RNA of Chironomus riparius, 704 nucleotides long. The record is from the annotation of a GenBank genome assembly. Lineage: Eukaryota; Metazoa; Arthropoda; Insecta; Diptera; Chironomidae.